This is a messenger RNA of Daktulosphaira vitifoliae (grape phylloxera), 812 nucleotides long. Its product is annotated as YEATS domain-containing protein 4-like. The transcript is spliced from 4 exons. Bases 147 to 812 code for a protein of 221 amino acids. The record is from RefSeq and is a predicted model, not a curated record. Lineage: Eukaryota; Metazoa; Arthropoda; Insecta; Hemiptera; Phylloxeridae. Gene Ontology annotation, biological process: regulation of DNA-templated transcription.
UUAUUUAAAUUGAAAUAAUAAUUUUAAAAUAUUUGGUUAAUUUUACCCUUUUUAUAUGUUAAUUUUACUAUUUUAUUAAUAUGUGUGAGUAAAAUUUGUAAUUAAUGAGAAUUAAUUUUACUGCACUGAAUUUUUAUUUAUAAAAAAUGACUACAUCUAAUGAUUUGACAAGAGUGAAGGGAACGUCCAUUGUUAAGUCAAUUAUAUAUGGGAAUACAGCAAAAUAUUUUGGUCAGAAAAGAGAAGAUGGCCAUACUCAUAAAUGGUCUGUCUAUGUUAGACCUUAUGUCAAUGAAGAUAUUAGCAGUUGGGUUAAAAAAGUACAUUUUAAGUUGCAUGACAGUUACGAAAGUCCUACUAGAGUAGUACAAAAACCUCCAUUUGAAGUUUCUGAGACUGGUUGGGGUGAAUUUGAACUUGUUAUUAAAAUAUUUUUUCAAGAUACAAGUGAAAGACCGGUGACAUUAUACCAUAUCCUUAAGUUGUAUAGUAAUGGUCCAGAUUCUGAAUUAAGUGAAAAACCAGUUUUAUCGGAGUUUUAUGAAGAAAUUAUAUUUCAAGACCCAUCAACUUAUAUGAAAUAUGUUUUAAAUGAUACUAUAAAUAAAAAAUUGCCAAUAGCAGAACAAAAUUUACAUUAUGAAGAAACAAAAAAGACAAUACUAAAUAAAAUUAUAGAAGCACGAAAAAAAGUUCAAAGGCAUACAGUUUUGUAUAAAGAGCGUUUAAAACAACUGAGGGAUACAAUAAAUACAUUCAAAGAUGAAAUCUGUGCAUUACAAUCACAAUGUAGCUCAUCAAAUCUACGUUAA